GCCAGCCCUAAACCCGCAAUGCAACGGCUAUUUUCUCUUCUCGUGUCCUCCUCGGCGUACUAGCCGUUGCGGUGCGGCGGCCUUCCCCUUCCCUCCUCCUCCUCCUACAAAUAAUCCUCAGUGACCGAUCCCUAAACCCCCACAGAGCAAGCGACUCUUCUCUCUCCCUCUCCUCGCCUCCCCACGCCGAUCUCGAGCGCUUGGGCAGACGAGACCUCGCUUGUUAAAGCUCUCGAAUUUCUCGCUGUUGAUCCGCUUGUUUAAUUAUUCUAUCUUCUUCGCGUAUUAGUUCGUGUUCGAUUAUACUAACCUGCAAUUAAUCCGUUCUUUUAUUUACUAUUUCUGCUAUUGGUAUUACUGUUUGUGCUUGUUCCGUUCUGUUGCUGCUAACCAUGGACGCAGGCUCCCACUCGAUCUCCUCGGAGAAGAGCCGAGCCGCGGCGCCGCGGCCGCCGCUGCAGGAGGCCGGCUCCCGGCCCUACAUGCCGUCACUGAGCACGGGAUCGCGCAACCCGUCGGCCAAGUGCUAUGGCGACAGGUUCAUCCCGGACAGGUCGGCGAUGGACAUGGACAUGGCACACUACCUGCUCACGGAGCCCAAGAAGGACAAGGAGAACGCGGCGGCCGUGGCGGCGUCCCCGUCCAAGGAGGCGUACCGCAGGCUGCUCGCCGAGAAGCUUCUCAACAACCGGACGCGGAUCCUCGCCUUCAGGAAUAAGCCGCCGGAGCCCGAGAAUGUCUCUACCGACGCGGCUUCCUCCCACCUGCAGGCCAGGCCGGCCAAGCAGCGGCGCCACAUUCCCCAGUCUGCGGAGAGGACUCUGGACGCUCCGGACCUCGUUGAUGACUACUACCUCAACCUGCUCGACUGGGGGAGCAACAAUGUGCUGUCCAUUGCGCUCGGCGACACGGUGUACCUGUGGGACGCCUCGAGCGGAUCCACGUCUGAGCUUGUGACUGUUGACGAGGACAACGGUCCCAUCACCAGCGUCAGCUGGGCUCCCGACGGUCGGCACAUCGCCGUUGGGCUCAACUCUUCCGAUGUCCAGCUCUGGGACACCAGCUCGAACCGACUGUUGAGAACUCUCAGAGGUGUGCAUGAGGCAAGAGUUGGCUCACUCGCAUGGAACAACAGCAUCCUGACGACCGGCAGCAUGGACGGCAAGAUCGUGAACAAUGACGUGAGGAUUAGGAACCAUGCCGUGCAGACGUACGAGGGACACAGCCAGGAGGUGUGUGGGCUCAAGUGGUCUGGGUCGGGUCAGCAACUGGCUAGCGGGGGCAACGACAACCUUCUGCACAUUUGGGAUGUGUCAAUGGCGUCCUCCGUCCCAUCUGCUGGCCGCAACCAGUGGCUGCACAGGCUCGAGGACCACAUGGCCGCUGUGAAGGCGCUCGCUUGGUGCCCGUUCCAGAGCAACUUGUUGGCGACUGGCGGUGGUGGCAGUGAUCGGUGUAUCAAGUUCUGGAACACACACACCGGUGCAUGCCUGAACUCUGUUGACACCGGAUCACAGGUCUGCGCUCUUCUCUGGAACAAGAAUGAGAGAGAGCUGCUGAGUUCACACGGAUUCACACAGAACCAGCUGACUUUGUGGAAGUACCCAUCAAUGGUGAAGAUGGCUGAACUCACUGGCCAUACCUCUCGUGUCCUUUUCAUGGCUCAGAGCCCUGAUGGUUGCACGGUAGCAUCAGCUGCUGCGGAUGAGACUCUCCGGUUCUGGAACGUGUUUGGAACCCCAGAAACGCCCAAGCCUGCAGCCAAGGCUUCCUACACUGGGAUGUUCAACAGCUUCAACCAUAUCCGAUAGGAUGGAUUAUGAAAAUGAGAACAAGCUCUUCAAUUGGAUAUGGUCCUAUAGACAGCUUAUACUAGAUCAACUGUCAUUGGCUAAGCAGGCGGCGUCAUAGACAGCUUUUGCUAUUGAUUGAGAUGCUUUUGGGUUGAUUUUUACCAUUCCAGAUGAGAUCUACCUACCUUGGCUAAGCAGGCGGCGUGAGGGAGCAAUGCAAAUGCAUAGUAUUUCGGUAUUGCCAAUUGCUCGAAGGAAAGUCAGAAAUCAAUGACACAAUAUCUGCAACGUUACAAGCACCAGAACAGCGAAUGCAGAGAGCCACAGAGAUUGAAAUGCAGAGUUGCCAACUUCAGAUAAGAUACGGGCACCAGAACCGUGAAAUGCAGAGAGCCACAGAGAUUGAAGUGCAGAGUUGCCAACUUCAGAUGAGAUACACUGCGGCCUAGCUAUGAUGGCAAUUUGUUACUUAUCCUGUAUGCUGUUCAUUAAAACUGUUCGAUGUACAUCAAAGUACAAUGUUUUGUCCCAUUUGAAUGCAACAUCAAGAGGCCAGUUUGAUGUGGCAGUUAUUGUAAAUCAACACAACCACUCGUUUGAUAAUUUAUAAUGGAAUAUUUGUCCUCUUUUUCCUUAAA
Molecule: messenger RNA, 2431 nt
Organism: Phragmites australis (common reed)
Lineage: Eukaryota; Viridiplantae; Streptophyta; Magnoliopsida; Poales; Poaceae
Product: cell division cycle 20.2, cofactor of APC complex-like
Exons: 6
Coding region: 393-1811 (472 amino acids)
Biological process (GO): anaphase-promoting complex-dependent catabolic process; positive regulation of ubiquitin protein ligase activity; positive regulation of anaphase-promoting complex-dependent catabolic process
Cellular component (GO): anaphase-promoting complex
Molecular function (GO): anaphase-promoting complex binding; ubiquitin ligase activator activity; protein binding
Source: RefSeq, a predicted model, not a curated record